GUGCCAACUAGACGAUGACGGCGCUUAUAAAUCACCAGCCUUGCGGAGUCCAACGCUUGCUUGCGCGCUUAGUUUGAUAACCCGCGCGACGAGCGAAGGAAGGCAUCUGUCCGGCAGCAUCGCCUACUUGUCUUGUCGAGCCAAGCCGAGCCGGCAAGACGAAAUAAAGUGCUCUGAAUUAUUGUUUGCUUUGUUUUCCGUGCGGUGGCGCUGUGGCGUACGAACAAAAAAACAUCUGUUUUCUGUGCCAGUCAGUCAGCAGUUAGUGAGUCAAGUGCAUUCCGUUCCGCGGUGGCUAAGGUCAAGGUUUCGCCACGGUGUGCUCCACUCUCGUUGAACGAAAGGCUCCACCCGACACGGGGGUUCGAUUGUGCGAAAGUCUGUUGUGCACGAGUGCGAAAAGCGAAAGGGGGUUGUGAUUCGAUUCAUGGUUGGGUUUAUUUCCGGUAAAACUGGCUGCGAUCGAUGGUUGCAUAACUUCUGGAUGGGGGUUUGGCGUCCGAAGCGAAGCACGAAGCAGAUAAGGAUAUGUGGGGCGUCGCUGUAAAUACGAAAGUGUACACACAGUCUGAACGGUGAAUAUCGAUCGGCGGUUUUGAAAAAAAAAAACCGGAAAGGUACACUAGCUCUAUCGAUUUGUGGUUCGUAUGAAUAAUUCCAGAACAUAUCAAAACUGUUCAACCUGUUAAAAUUUAAUUGUGAAUUGAAUAGACUGAAGUAACAGUUAAACAAACAACUUACAGUGACAAUGUAAAGCGAGACUCCAACCAAGGCCACAAUUCAUAUCAAUCAAGUAAAUCCUCUCAAUUGCUCGCAAAGAACCAUCCUCGUGCCAAGAACAGCAACAACGACAAUAAAAGCGAUAAACAGGUUCCUAGUGUAAAGUAAUAGCAAACUGAGAUAAGAACAAAUCAAAUCACGACGAUGCCAGCGACGUCGUCCUUCGCUUCUCCGUCAUUGAAAACCAAUCAAAACAACGUCUCCGGAUCAUUGUCCCGUUGUUCGCGCCACCGUGCCAUGGAUUCCCGACCAGCCCGUCCGGGGCUUUCCCAGUCGUCGUCCUGCUCCAGCUUCGAGGACGAUACAUUGUUGUAUGUGAAGAAUCGGCUUCCGGCUCCGCCGCACGAAAUUUUCGUGAACCGCUCACUCCACCUGGAGAAUAUCAAGUUCUAUGGCUUCGACAUGGACUACACCAUCGCUGAGUACAAAUCCCCACAGUACGAACAGUUGGGCUUCAACCUGGUCAAGGAACGCCUCGUGACGCUGGGCUAUCCCGUGGAAAUCCUCCAGUUUGAGUACGAUCCUUCGUUCCCGGUACGUGGCCUGUGGUUCGACAGCCUCUACGGCAACCUGCUGAAGGUAGACGCGUACGGCAACAUCCUGGUUUGUGUCCACGGAUUUGAGUUCUUGAAACAUUCCCAAGUGUACGAGCUGUACCCGAACAAAUUCCUCCAGCUGGACGAGAGCCGAGUGUACGUACUAAAUACGCUGUUCAACCUGCCGGAGACGUAUCUGCUGGCCUGCUUGGUGGACUUCUUCACCAAUUCGCCGCAGUACGCGGAGCAGGUGGACAAAACCGGCGUCAAGUACGGCGAACUGUUCAUGUCUUUCCGAUCAAUUUUCCAGGACGUGCGUGGAGCCGUCGAUUGGGUGCACAUCUACGGGGACCUGAAAAAGAAGACUUUGGAGAAUCUCGACGAAUACGUCAAGAAGGACGAACGGCUGCCGAUGGUCCUGUCUCGGAUUCGCGAAUCCGGAGCCAAGCUGUUCCUGUUGACGAACAGUGACUACAAAUUCACCGACCGCAUUAUGACCUUCCUGUUCGACUUCCCGCACGGAGCCAAGCCGGAGGAACCCCACCGGGACUGGAAGACCUACUUCGACACCAUCGUGGUGGACGCUCGGAAGCCAUUGUUCUUCGGCGAGGGAACCAUUCUGCGACAGGUGGACACAACGACGGGUGCUUUGAGGGUGGGAACUCACAUGGGACCGCUGCAGGUGAAUCAGGUCUACUCCGGGGGCUCGUGCGACGUGUUCACCAAACUGAUCGGAGCCAAAGGUAAGGACGUCCUGUACGUGGGAGAUCACAUCUUCGGUGAUAUUCUGAAGAGCAAAAAAAUCCGCGGAUGGCGCACGUUCCUGAUCAUUCCGGAGCUGGUGCAGGAGCUGCACGUGUGGACUGACAAGUGCCAAUUAUUUGCCGAGUUGCAGCGAUUGGACGUCAAGCUGGGAGAUCUGUACAAAAAUCUGGACUCUAGCGCCAAAGAAAAGCCUGACAUUUCGUCGGUCCGGACGGCAAUCCGCGACGUGACGCACAAGAUGGACCUGGCCUAUGGUAUGAUGGGUUCGCUGUUCCGAUCAGGAUCGCGACAGACCUUCUUCUCUAGUCAGGUCGUCAGAUACGCCGAUCUGUACGCGGCCACCAUCCUGAACCUGAUGUACUACCCGUUCUCGUACAUGUUCCGAGCGCCGGCUAUGCUGCUGCCGCACGAGUCAACGGUGGCUCAUGAGCAGCGAUUCACGCUGGACGCGCCGAUGAUUCAGAGGACCCGAUCGAGGAACCCGGGAACACCAAACGAUCAGCAAGCCACCGGGGUCGAAGAGGUCUCCAAAGAAGUCAGUGCCAUCACCGAAAAGGAUCUGAACAUGCUGGUUGUGAGCGGAAACGUUUCGGUUCCGCACACCCGGCCGGAAACGCCCCGCUCCGUGACUCACACGCACGAUGAGGACUACUCGGACGAGGACAGUGACGACCAGAAGAAAAAUGGCGCCAGACGAGGCUCGUCGGCCGGUUCCGAUAAGGGCAGCGACCCAAAGUAGAUCGCUCUGUCGGUCUGCUGUGUAUGUAACUUUUUCGUGUUGUAGGUUCCCCCGACGCCACUAAAUUCUUUCUAUUUACGUGUUUUAAGAGUCACCAAACUAAAAGUAGGCUGCACAAAUUUGCAGAUCCAACCGCAUGUUUCCUGUUCCAUAAGCAAUAUUCGAAUCCAACGUUGACCGUUAGCUGUUUGAAACAAAUACAAAUGCUUUUAAUUUAAAAUUGUGUAACCUCAAAACAGUUCCCAAACUCCAAUGACGACGUUCAGAGUGAGGAUUUGUACCUUUAACAAUUAACACCCCAUAGCCGUAAGUGUUUCUGUGUUUCUCAUUCUGAACACUCGUUCCAUAUAUGCUUCCAAAUAAUUAUCUAUAACCGCGGUUUAGUUGUGUGAAUCACACUCUAAAAGUAACGUAAGCAAAACGUACAAAAAAUGUGAGAGCCGUGAACAAAGGCGCGUCCUUGCUUAUUACCCGAUGUGCGCGUGUUAUCGCUUAGUGGAUUUACUAAACAAUGGCCGUAACGUGAGAUUUUACUUGUAAUCAGUAAGAUAUGUUGUUGUUGUUUAAUUUCGGUUUUAGGUUUGUGCAGUAGUUUAUUAUGGACAAACAUGCAUUACAUUACAGGUGUGUAAAGAAGCAGGUAGGCUUAAAAUUGUGAUGCUUCUUUGUUGUGACAUAAGGACAUAAGGAAAAAAUAUUUGAAGAAAAAUUCACACAUAGAGGAUUACUGAAACAAAGGUUAAUUGAUACACUGAAAGAGAUAUGCCUUUAAUGAUAGAAAGAGAGGAAAAACGAGAAUUUCUAUAGAAACUAGAAUAUUAAAAGUUGCAAAUAGUGAAUCAUUAUAAAAGUUUUCGUACAAUUCGUAUUGGCAGCAAAACAAUUGACAAAAAAUAAAUAAAACGCUAAUAGAGCAUUCAA
Messenger RNA from Armigeres subalbatus, 3741 nucleotides. RefSeq names its product cytosolic purine 5'-nucleotidase (gene Nt5b). Gene Ontology annotation, molecular function: 5'-nucleotidase activity. The coding region runs from base 925 to 2820 and encodes 631 amino acids. The record is from RefSeq and is a predicted model, not a curated record. Lineage: Eukaryota; Metazoa; Arthropoda; Insecta; Diptera; Culicidae. The transcript has 6 exons.